GCAGGCGGCACGGAGGCUGAGCGUGGGGAGGCCUCGGCGUCUGGCCUGUACUCCCCGUGACCCCUGUGCAGAAACCGCUCUGAUUCAGUCUCGCGGAAGCCCGCCAGAGGCCCCCAGCGCGUGCUCCGGCAGGAACGGAUUGUGGAUAAGUGUCCCUGAGGUUAACUAAGACUCUGGUUGCCAGUGAUUCGUUUGCAGGCUGGGAAGGAUGCUUUUGUGGUGUAUCUGUUUUGGGUGUUUCAUUAACUGGAAGUCCUGUUGGUUGUGAAGACGUUGGGUUUUACUUGAGCUCUGUGCUCCUGGAAAACAGCAGAGGUUCAGAAAUCUCCAGGAAAAGGCUCACUGCAGAGAAGCUCCUUUUGUACACGUUCUAGUAAUGGGGAUUGAACCCAGGCCUCAUGUAUGGUGGGGAAGCACUCUACUAUUGAGCUACAUCCCUAGCCCCUCAUCUUAAUCUAGUAGUCACUUCCUGAGUACCAUUCUGCCUGUCUACAAAAGAGUUGCAUUUUGCCUUAUAACAUCUAGGCAAAUAAUUUCACUUAAAUUAAUGAAGUCAUUCCUGCCCCAGGAAACAUUGCUGCAGAAGGAACCAUUGCUCUCAGAAACAAAACUAUUCAUGUGAGAUAAGCAGAGAAUUCAUGUGAGAUUCUCAAGAAUGAGAAUAUAGUCUUGGUUUCCAGAUCUUUCACUAGAGGCCUCUCUCCAGAGUCAGAACAGACAGAAGUCAAAAACAGCAGGUUUCCUGAGAGCAGCAGAAAAUGAUUGAGUCACAGAUAUCAUUUGAGGAUGUGGCUGUGGACUUCACAUGGGAGGAGUGGCAGCUGCUUAACCCCACUCAGAGGAGCCUGUACAGAGAUGUGAUGCUGGAGAACUACAGCAGCCUGCUCUUCCUGGGUUAUCAAAUCAUUAAACCUGAUGCCGUUUUCAAGCUAGACCAAGAGGAGUCAUGGACAGUAUAUGAAGAAACCCUACACCAGAACGUUUCAGAAAUCUGGCUAGACAGUGAUUCUAAAAUAUGGCAUCAAGAUAAUCAAGACAAGCUUAAAAGUAUGGAGAAAGGCCAUGGAUGUGAUGUUUUGGGGAAAAUAUUUAAUUCAAGCAUGAACUUUGUUCACUUAGGAAUGAGACUCCAUAAAUGUGGCAGAGGUGAAAAAAGUUUGAAACAUCCUUUUGAUUUUCUUAUUCCAAAAAAUAACUGUGGCAAAAAGAAAUUUGAUGAGCUCAGCAAGGAGUUACUGUUUUGUGUGAAACCCGACAGAGGCUGUGGAGAGGUACAAUACUGUGAUGACAAGAAACACAGAAGAACCAGCAGCAACGAGGCUUGUGGGACACACACGGGAGUCUGCUUGUGCUUGGAGUGUGGCAGAGUUUUCCACAGGAAGUCACAGCUGACCAUUCACCAGAGAACUCACACAGGAGAGAAGCCCUAUCUUUGCAGCGAGUGUGGGAAGGCCUUCUCACAGAAGUCCUUGCUCACUGUGCACCAGCGGACACAUUCAGGGGAAAGGCCCUAUGGGUGUGGCGAGUGUCAGAAGGCUUUCAGCAGGAAGUCCCUGCUCAUGCUACAUCAGAGAACUCACACUGGAGAGAAGCCCUACGGGUGCAGUGAGUGUGGGAAAGCCUUCAGCAGGAAGUCCCAGCUCAAAAGGCAUCAGAUGGCUCAUGCAGUAGAGAAGCCCUAUAGCUGCAGUGACUGUGGGAAGGCUUUCUCCCAGAAAGUGAAGCUCAUCACACAUCAGAGGGUACACACAGGAGAGAAACCCUAUAAAUGCAGUGAUUGUGGGAAAGCUUUCUUUUGGAGGUCUCAGCUCAUUACUCAUCAGAGGUCUCACACUGGCAAGAAACCAUAUGUGUGUAGUGAGUGUAAAAAAGCCUUCAGCAGGAACUCACUCCUCAUUAGGCAUCAGAGAAUUCACACAGGAGAGAAGCCCUAUGCAUGCAGGGAAUGUGGUGAAGCUUUCAUCCGAAAGCCGCAGCUUAUCAAGCAUCAGAUAAUCCACACGGGGGAGAAGAGCCAUCGAUGCCGCGAUUGUGAAGAGGCCUUCUUCAAGAAGUCAGAGCUGAUGCGGCAUCAGAAAGUUCACUCUGGAGAGAAGCCCUAUGGCUGCGUGGAAUGUGGGAAGACCUUCUUUGGAAAGUCGCAGCUCCUAACCCACCAGAGAACUCACACUGGUGAGAAACCAUAUGGCUGCAGUGAGUGUGGGAAGGCCUUCACCCAGAAGUCAAGCCUGAUAUCGCAUCAGAGAACACACACUGGCGAGAAGCCCUACAAAUGCAGUGAGUGUGGGAAGGCCUUCAGCGAGAAGUCCAGUCUCACUCACCAUCAGAGAACCCACACUGGAGAGAGGCCCUUUGAAUGCAGUGAGUGCAGGAAAGCGUUUGCCUGGAAGCCACAACUGCUCAGGCACCAGAGGAUCCACACAGGGGAGAAGCCCUAUGAAUGCAGCGAAUGUGGGAAAGCCUUUGUUCAGAAGGUGCAGCUCAUUAAACAUCAGAGAAACCACACGGGAGAGAAAACCCAUGGGUGCAGUGAUUGUGCAAAAGCUUUCUUUGAGAAAGCACAGCUCAUCAUCCAUCAGCGAAUUCACACAGGAGAGAGACCCUACAAGUGUGCCGAAUGUGGGAAAUCGUUCACCAGAAAGUCCCAUCUCAUGAGGCACCAGAGGAGCCACACAGCAGGCAGAGGCUGUGCAUGCACUGAGUGUGGUGGCAGCUUCAGCAGCAGGUCGCAGCUCACAUUGCACCAGAAAGACCACACAGAACCAACGCCACGUGAGUGCAGCAAGGGCCGACCCCUGCCUGCUGUCAGAUAUCCCCACUGAGGACAGGUAGGAGAGACUCCUGUUGAGAUAGCAGCUGCUAGAAACAUGCUAGCAGGGAGUUGAGUCACGAGAGCUUUCUAGUGUUUGAAAAGCAGAUGUUGUGCAAAAGCCUUCUCCCAGAAGAUUCCCUGGGGCACCCCUGUGAGGACAAGCCAAGGUGGAAGUGAGGUUGGCAGCACCCUCUGUCAGAGGUCACAGGGAUUCAUGUUUAGAGACUUCAACAGGGAAAGCUGGGGGAGCAAACUCCUCAGGAUUCAGAGGUGUCAUCAGAAAGGAGGUGCUGGACGUUGUGUCUUGAGAGUCUACAUGAGGAGUUCUGGUGUCCAAGGGUCUUUGAAGUAAUUCUGCCAGGAAACUGUGUCUGUUGUGUAGGAAUCAUUACAAACAGCUGUCAGUCUCAGACAGACAUGUCUGCUAAAGGGUGAAGACUUCACUCUUGUGUGUGGUGGAGUAACCAGGAUCAGAGCAUGCUCCUGCCUUCAACAGCUAUAUGUAAAAAGGCUUUUUCUUUUUUUAAUUUAUGUUUUUAAUUGAUACA
Messenger RNA from Marmota flaviventris (yellow-bellied marmot), 3360 nucleotides. NCBI's taxonomy places the organism in Eukaryota, Metazoa, Chordata, Mammalia, Rodentia, Sciuridae. The record is from RefSeq and is a predicted model, not a curated record.